Messenger RNA from Gymnodraco acuticeps, 3019 nucleotides. Its product is annotated as WD repeat-containing protein 47-like. The record is from RefSeq and is a predicted model, not a curated record. Bases 231 to 2903 code for a protein of 890 amino acids. The transcript is spliced from 16 exons. Lineage: Eukaryota; Metazoa; Chordata; Actinopteri; Perciformes; Bathydraconidae. Gene Ontology annotation, molecular function: protein binding.
GGUUUGCGGCUGCGUCCGCAUGGCAACCGCGAGCUGUGUACAAGAGAGAGGGAAGAAGGGACCUUUUGGAGACGCUGACCGGGAUUUCAACAUUCAAACACCCAAUUCCUGUUUCCUUCUUCGGACAUACUGUAUCAUUGGAGACUGCAGACGGUUUGGAGCGGCUUUAAUGCGGCGUGUUAUUGGCGAAGCCUGACAGCUGUGUAAGCUGCGACCAAAUAUCUGUAACUAUGACGGCAGAGGAGACAAUCGCCAUCAAGGAGGCGGAGGUGAUCAAGCUGAUGCUGGACUUCCUGAACUCCAGGAAGCUCCACAUCAGCAUGCUGGCCUUAGAGAAGGAGAGCGGCAUCAUCAAUGGACUCUACUCUGACGACAUGCUCUUCCUCAGACAACUCAUUCUGGACGGCCAGUGGGAGGAGGUGAUGCAGUUCAUUCAACCUCUGGAAGGAAUGGACAAGUUUGACAAGAAAAGGUUCCGCUACAUUAUACUGAAGCAGAAGUUUCUAGAAGCUCUGUGUGUAAAUAACGCCAUGUCUGCGGCUGAAGACCCUCAAAACCUGGAGCUUACCAUGCAAGCGACAGUCAAGUGUCUUCACAGUCUGGAGGAGUUCUGUCCGACCAAAGACGACUACAGCAAGCUUUGUCUCCUCCUCACCCUGCCACGCCUCACCCACCACGCAGAGUUCAAAGACUGGAACCCCAGCACGGCACGGGUCCACUGUUUUGAAGAAGCCUGUGCUAUGGUGGCUGAGUUCAUCCCCGCCGACAGAAAGCUGAGCGAGGCAGGCUUCAGGGCGAGCGGGAACCGUCUCUUCCAGCUGCUCAUCAAAGGGAUUCUGUACGAGUGCUGUGUGGAGUUCUGUCAGAGUAAAGCCACUGGUGAGGCGAUCACAGAGGGGGAGGUGUUGCUCGGUGUGGAUCUGCUCUGUGGGAAUGGCUGUGAUGAGCUGGACCUGUCCCUGCUCUCCUGGCUGCAGAACGUCUCUCCGGGGGCCUUCUCCUGCGCCUUCCAGCAGAAGACCCUCAACAUCCACGUGGACCGCCUGGUGAAGCCCAGCAAGGCGGGCCACGCUGACCUGCUCACUCCAUUGAUCAACCGCCUGUCCCCCUGCCCGACCUCCCCCUUUAGCCAGAGGCCACAUUCAGCAGACACCUACAUGUCCAGGUCCCUCAACCCAGCUCUGGACGGCCUGUCCCACGGCCUGGCUGCCCAGGACAAGAGAGGCAUGGAGGCCAGCAUGAUGUCGGCCCUGAGUCGGAGUUUAGUGGAGAAUAAUCUGCAUCAGCAGGACGAUUCACCUGAGAAGAAGCAACCACAAGGGCUGGAUGGACCCAAAACAACUCGCACACCUCUGACCCCCGGAAAAGAUGGCGGGCCCCCCUGCAGCACGGACACAGAUGAGCAUCCCGAGUCCUCAGAGCACAUCCAGGAGUAUCACCGGCAGCGUCUCCGAGUGCAGCAGCAUCUGGAGCAGAAGCAGCAUCAGAGACAACUUUACCAACAGAUGCUACUGGAGGGAGGGGUGAAGCCGCAGGACAUUGCCCAAAACAACCUCACUGAGACCUUCCUCAGCAGAUCCAUUCAGAAGUUGGAGGAGAUGAAUGUGGGGAUUGACCACAGAGCAGAUGAGGUGAUGACGCAGUGGAACGGACUGACAGAAAACACUUCCAGCCCCCAAAGCACCGCUGCCCAGCACACCCCAGACACUGGGCCACCAACAAACAAGCCAGGUGGGAGGGUCAGCAGCACCCCUCUAAGAACCGGGGGCCACAGCUUGCCCUCCCUCGGAGAGUCCCCCGUCCCUACCAGUCAGAGUGCUGAGAAGAUCAGAGGGGCAGUGCAAGAUGAUUCUGGCUGCUCUGCAACACGUAAUUCACAAGAGAUCAUCUGUUGUGAUCCUGUGCAGCCGGGGAAGUCCAAAGCGCAGUUUGUGAGGGUGAACCAGCUGGAGGACACUCAGGCGGUGCGCGCCGUGGCCUUCCAUCCCUCCGGAGCGCUCUAUGCCGUCGGCUCCAACUCUAAAACCCUCAGAGUCUGUGCCUACCCAGAAACACUCUCCCCCAGUAGUGCUUCUGGUGCAGUCAAGCAGCCGGCGGUGCGCUUCAGGAGGAACAAACACCACAAGGGUUCCAUCUACUGUGUCGCCUGGAGCCACUGCGGACAGCUGCUGGCCACUGGGUCCAAUGAUAAAUUUGUCAAAGUCCUGCCUUUCAAUGCAGACAGCUGCAAUGCAACAGGCCCAGACCUGGAGUUCAGCAUGCAUGACGGCACCAUCAGGGACCUGGCCUUCAUGGAGGGGCCCGAGAGCGGAGGAUCCAUCCUGAUCAGUGCCGGGGCCGGAGAUUGCAACAUCUACACCACCGACUGUCAGAGGGGACAGGGCCUGCACGCCCUCAGCGGACACACUGGUCACAUUCUGACUCUGUACACGUGGGGCGGGUGGAUGAUCGCCUCUGGCUCUCAGGACAAGACGGUGCGCUUCUGGGACCUGCGGGUGCCCAGCUGUGUGCGGGUGGUGGGAACAACUCUGCACGGCUCAGGAAGUGCUGUUGCCACGGUGGCGGUGGACCCCAGUGCGCGCCUGCUUGCCACAGGUCAGGAGGACAGCACCUGCAUGCUGUACGACAUCAGAGGAGGCCGCAUGGUCCAGACGUAUCGGCCGCACAGCAGCGACAUCCGCUCAGUGCGUUUCUCCCCCGGAGCCCACCAUCUCCUCACCGGCUCCUACGACAACAAAGUCAUCAUCAGCGACCUUCAAGGUGACCUAACCAAGCCCCUUCCUCAGAUGGUGGCAGGCGAGCACUGGGACAAGGUGAUUCAGUGUAGGUGGCACCCCCACGACCGGACCUUCCUCUCCUCCUCUGCAGAUCGAACUGUCGUGCUCUGGGCCCCCGGCCCCUGAGCCGUUCACUGGAGGAACACUGGUGGGCCACAGCAGGAAGCACAAGAGUACUCACAUCCCAGCGAGUGAUCACUAACUUGUGUACUUGUGUGUGUGUGUGUGUGUGUGUGUGUGUG